CACCACCACAACCUCCUUAGUCAAGAUGUCCCUCCGAAACGCCAAAGCCCGCGCCGUUGUCGACAAGGUCAACGAGCUGGGAUGGAAUACGGUCAGCCAGCUCUGUUCGAACGGCGUUCCUCCCAGUGGAACCGCCGUGUCUGCGCUGUCUAUCACCACUGCGCUGGCCAUGCUGGCAGGCGGAGCUCAAGGCACCCAUCGUGAAGAACUCUGUUCAAGUCUAGGUCUUGGAAAUGCGAGCGAAAUAACCACUGUGCUAUCAAAGGUGUUCAAGACGCUGAAAUCUGAAGCGAUAAGGUUCAACUCGGCCAAUGCGUUGUUUACGACGAAAUCCACUGAAGUGUUUCCUGACUAUGUUCGGUACCUAGAGCAGCUGAACGCGUAUAUCAAUUCCGAUUUCACCAAUCUUGCUGAUGGCGUCGACCAGAUAAAUGGUUGGAUCGAACAAGAGACGGAUGGGCUCAUCAAGAACAUGCUCACGCGGGACAUGCUGGACCUCUCGCACAUGGUCCUGAUCAAUGCGCUGGUGUUCAAGGCCACCUGGGAAACGGCUUUCGACCCAACGAACACCAUCACAGACCAUGCUUUCAAUACGACGAAGCAAGUGGAGAUGAUGUUCCGUCAUCGAGACUCCAUCCUCGUCAGCGAAAAAGGCGACUACACCGCGGUACGCCUACCAUAUGUCGCCACCCUCCCUUCGGAAUGGUCCUUGGUCGCAUAUCUGCCGAAGAAAGACAAGUCCGUCCAAGACAUCCUACCUCAAAUCUGCCAAUACGACAAGGACAGUUUCUACAAGUUCAAAGUUGGAAAAUUCGGCCUCCCCAAGUUCAACCUCCAGACCAAGGACAGCAUCAAGCCUUUACUACAGGAGCUUGGGUAUCCUUUAUCUGGCAACUUCUCCGCCAUGGCGUCGGGAGACAAUCUUGUCGACCAGAUCGUGCAUAGUGUGACUAUUAUCCUCGACGAACAGGGAACCGAGGCUGCCGCUGCGACUGCAGUCAUGAUCAGCCGAGGCCGCGGGCCAUCGAGACCACCCCCUGAUAUCAUUUUCGACAGGCCGUUUGCAUUCUCGAUUGUCGCGGAGGAGCUGGGCAUGGCGUUGUUUACGGGUGUAUUCUCAGUACCUUGAUGUUUCUAUCUGUUGAGCGCUGAAUCCUUUCGUGCGGAGCCGGCUCAGUUAUCCUGCGACGGAUACACUACUAGUAGUGAAAACAUUUGUGUUAGGAAUCAAGUUCUAUUCGCUA
Aspergillus calidoustus is the source of this 1244-nucleotide messenger RNA. Lineage: Eukaryota; Fungi; Ascomycota; Eurotiomycetes; Eurotiales; Aspergillaceae. The record is from the annotation of a GenBank genome assembly.